This is a messenger RNA of Leishmania mexicana MHOM/GT/2001/U1103, 1467 nucleotides long. RefSeq lists its product as hypothetical. The record is from RefSeq and is a predicted model, not a curated record. Bases 1 to 1467 code for a protein of 488 amino acids. Gene Ontology annotation, molecular function: S-adenosylmethionine-dependent methyltransferase activity. The transcript has a single exon. NCBI's taxonomy places the organism in Eukaryota, Euglenozoa, Kinetoplastea, Trypanosomatida, Trypanosomatidae.
AUGAGGCUUCUGAGCAAAGUGAUCGUCGGAACCACCUGCGUCACGAUCUUCUGUGGCAGCGCCUACGUGGCUGCAAUCACUCUUGCCCCACCCCCAAAUUACACAGUGAGCAACAAUGACCGGCUGAAAAGUUACGACAAGCUGUCUAUCGACAAUCUGUAUGAGAAAAAGACGAAGUGUCAAGAGUUUUACCUGGGCAUCAGUCGGUGGCGGCGGAAGAUGUUACGGGACGAAGGCCUGCUUCGCGGGCGGGUGCUGGAGGUUGGUGCCGGGUGUAUGGGAAACUACGCGUACUACCCCCACAGGUACUUCAGUGACGAUCCGGAGGUCCAGCGACACUUGAAGGGCAUGCUGGGCUGCAGAGAUGAUACCCAGGUAGCAGGCAGCGGCGACAACUCCACUAGCUACAUGCUGCAGCAUAUUGAGAAGGAAAACCCGUGCGACGAGAUCGUGUUAUGCGAUCGGUCAGCCGGCAUGGUUCAGUCGUGCAUCGCAAAGAUACAGAGUCGGCUGGGCUACACUCCGUAUCGGUACCCCGACUACGAGGUUUCUGGGAUUCGAAAUUCGAUUGAGGCGCGUGUCCGCGGUCAGCACGACUCAAAAAGGCUGAGGCACGACUCAGCUGACAAAGCCGCUUUGCGCAAGAGAAAGAUUGUGCGUGAAGACGGGACCGUGCAGGAAGUACUGGUGACACCCCUGAGCGGGACGGAAGAGGAGGAGUUUCUGGAGGCAACAUCCUCGCAGACGAACUUGGCUGCCGGUGGCAUAAUCGUGCCUGUGCUGCAAGCGCUUGACACCGGCGACAAACUGCCCCUUCUCUCCAAGGAAGGGGAGGCCGCACUGGGGCGGCGUGAGCGCGAAGUUCAGGCACGCGGGGAGUUUCGACGGCAUGUCGAGAGCGAGCUUCAGCGCGAAGAGAGGCUGAGCAUGCUCAAGCGUGGACGCACCGACGUCUCUGCUGCCGAUGGUUCACCGGCUGAAAAGAACCGAGUGGUCGAGGCGCCUCCAGAGCUUCGCGGCGGCACUCGUGAACUUGAAAGGCAGCCCUUGUUUGCCGUAGCCAACUACGCCGCUGAGCAACUCCCGUUCCCUGACAACAGCUUCGACACUGUGGUGGACAUGUUCGGUCUGUGCAGCUUCGACGACCCAGUGCGCGCUUUACGUGAGCUGUCGCGCGUGUGCAAACCGGGAGGAAAGCUGCUUCUCAUUGAACACGGAAAGGGCCACUCUACUCGUGUCAACAAUCAUCUGGAUAAGUGGGCGCCGCGGCACGCGAAGAGCUGGGGGUGCUGGUGGAAUAGGGAUAUUCGGCGCGUGAUUCGCCUGAGCGGGCUCUCUGUAGAGAAGUGGGAAAGCAAGCAUUUUGGGACGUCGCACUACAUUGUCGCAAAGCCGUACAAAUCGAUGGAGGAGUGGGACAGGUUCGAACUGCAGCGCAAGCAGGAGGCGAGGAAAGCUGCCGUUUAG